AUGAUGCUGAAUCCAGCUCGUAUUUCGGACAUCAAUAGAACAACUGUUCCUCAAAUAACACGAACUGUGGCAGAUUCACAGAGUGAUGACAAUAAAGCAAAUUAUGCAUCGGCACGUCCUAUAGUGGAGAUUGCUACGUACGCGGAAACAGACGUUUAUGAAUGCUAUUUUAGAGGUGCUGAGUCUCAUAUUGUUAUGAGAAGAACACGAGAUGAUUGGAUAAAUAUUACACAAGUCUUUAAAGUUGCCAAAUUUUCCAAGAAUCAUAGAACAAAAGUACUUGAAAGAGAGUCAUCGAAUCUCAGGCACGAGAAAGUUCAGGGUGGAUAUGGUAGAUUCCAAGGAACAUGGAUUCCCUUGGUCGAUGCAAAGAGAUUGAUUGCAGAAUAUAACAUAAAUGAUCCUGUUGUUCAAACAAUCAUCAAUUUCAAUUUAGAUCCUUCAAAUCCACCAAGAAGAAGAAUGAAAAAUAGUAUAUUAAGGAAAGCUUCUCCUGGUAAAAAAAUUUCUUCACCAUCAAGUUAUAAUAAAACACCAAAGAGAAAAAAUAAUCAACCUCAGGCUAGUCAAUCGAACUUACAGAAGAAAGUUAAAAAAUCAACUUCCUUACAGGCUAAUCCAAGCCCUUUGCAUAAUGUAGCAUUUCAAACCCCAAGACAAUCAAACAUAACAAACUCUUCCAAUACAACUGCAUAUAGAAAUACAAAUUCGUCUACUCUAGAUGAUCCAUCAUCAAUUAGCGUGAACCCCACAAUGUCAAGAUUAAACUCUGCCGACAACAUUAAGCCUCACACUAAUGGGUACUCUGCAUCUCAAAAACCUUUACAAUUUUUUCCAGUUCCAACAAACGUAUCCAACGAAGGGCCAACUCGGCCACCAAAUAACGUUAUUAAGUACGGUAACAAUACUAUGAAUUUUUUUAAAAUAAACAAGAAGCCAAAGGUAUCUAAUUUUAUCACAUUUGUUCCUGAAAACAGCACUAGUAAAACUAUUACAUCACAAAUUGAUACACAAAGCAGUAAUAAUGAAAAAACAAGCAUAAAUAUUCAGCGCCAUUAUGCUUCUGGGAACGAGUUCAUUGAAAACAAUAGCCAAGAAAAGAUAGAGCUUUCAACUAACAAAAUGUUAAAUUCAAAACUACAACCAUCCUCAAUUGAGGAUAUUAACAAUGUCAAGACAAAAAAUGCUCCAACAAACUCUACUUUUUCAUUGACUAACAAUUAUUCUGAUAAUGAUCGAAACUUAAAUAUUGGCAAUCAAUUAAAGAUUCAAAGAAUGAAUAAAGACGAAUAUAGAGAGUUAAUAUUGAAAGUAUUAGCAUAUGAGCCAAAACCAGAUGAAUCAUAUACUCUCCCUAAUGAGUUGUACCACCCACCAGAAGGCUUUAAUAUUGAUGCGGAAAUUGACCAACAAAGUCACACUGCAUUGCAUUGGGCUUCAGCUAUGGCUAAUAUUCCAUUGAUCAAAGCGCUUCUGUACCUAAAUGCAAACGCACUAUAUUGUAAUAUCAAGGGUUUUAAUUGUGUCACUAAAUCGUUAUUUUAUAAUAAUAAUUAUACUAACAAUACAUUUGGAGAGCUUAUUUAUAUUUUGAGGAUAUGCUUAGUAACACCUGAUCAAAAUAGACGUCUCCCAUUCCACUACUUGGUGGAAUUGAGUGCUAAUAAAUCUAAAGAUGAUACUGUCAUCACAUCAUAUAUCGAAACAAUGUUGCGGGCAUUAGCUGAAGAAAAUUAUAGUACUUUGCAAAUGUGUUUAGAUUUUCAAGAUACUAUGGGUAAUACUCCUUUGCACCUGGCAGCGUUAAAUUUAAACUUGGAUCUUUUCAAUAAGCUUUGCCUCUUAGGAGCAUCUAUUGAUAUUCCCAAUGCUGAAGGGCACUCAGCGGUGGAAAUAUUAUCAAGGUUCAAUAUGAUUGUUCCUCCCACUUCCCAGAUGGGGAUCAAGCCAAAUUUAGAUACAGAUAACAAACUGCUAGUAAAUCCAAAAAUUAAGCUGGAACAGGAGAAGAAUUUACGUCAAACUAUCAAAUCAGAGGAGCUUCCACAAGAGACACAGAUGACGACACUUUUGGAAACGCCUAUUUUAUAUAAAAAUCAAAGCCCAAGAACAUUUUUACAAUCUAAUGAAAAGAACAAUACCUCACUGGGUCAAAUAAUGGAGGACCUAUCCUCAAUUGACGCAAUAGUUAACUCUUCUGUAAUAAAAUAUGCAAAAUCGUCACCAGCACCUUUGCAGUCACCAUCUACAAUGAAACAAAGUAUAAAGGAUGCCACUAGAACUAAUAAGGACCAUUCAACUGCAUUAGAAGAAAAGAUCGCUCCUUUAUUCCCUGAAAAAUCUACCAACUCUCCCACCUUUAGCAAGGGUAACAAGCUAAACAGAGUUGUGAAUCAGUUGGUGAGUAAGAUUGACAUGGAGAUUAAUAGUAACGAACACGAGAUAAAAAUUCUGAGAAGCAAUCUGGUGGAUGUCCAGAAGACUGCCAAUUCUGUGACCAGACAGAAAAAUAAUAUAUUCAAAAGCUUAAAAAUUAAGGACACUAUUGAACUUGAAAAGUCAAAAAUUAAUCUCUUAGAAGAUGUCAAAGAAAAGAAAACUAAAUUAAGAAAGCAACUCGAAAAAUCCCAAGCACUGAUACUGGCUCAAGCAGCAGAAGAGGAGCAAAAUCUAGAAAAUUGUAUUAUUGAAGCAGGUGAUAUAGAUGUUAGAAUAAAAGAUUCUUUAAAGUUUGCAAUUUUACAAUUGAAGAGACGUUCAAUGCUACAGAGGUUGGUUGAAGUCAAAAGUAGGGGGAAUUCAGCGAUUAAAUUAAGAAAGUAUAGAGCAUUAAUUGGAUCAACCUUUAGUGAUAUCGACACUAAGUUAGACGAGAUUGAGAAGGAUUUGAAGUCUGCUGUAUGA
Molecule: messenger RNA, 2904 nt
Organism: Kazachstania africana CBS 2517
Lineage: Eukaryota; Fungi; Ascomycota; Saccharomycetes; Saccharomycetales; Saccharomycetaceae
Exons: 1
Coding region: 1-2904 (967 amino acids)
Cellular component (GO): MBF transcription complex; SBF transcription complex
Molecular function (GO): DNA binding; transcription regulator activity; protein binding
Source: RefSeq, a predicted model, not a curated record